AUGUCGAUAGAGGAUUACCAGCGGAACCUGAGAGGUGUUAAUGAUGGUACUAACUUUUCGCCCGAGUUCUUGGUGGGUGGCUUUCUGCUGUUGAAGAUCUAUGGUGUUCACUCCCAGCAGCAAAGCGUUUACGAUUCCAUAUGCAAACGUGAAAUUGUUAUGCCUGAAGAGCAUACUGGCCAACUCAGCUUCGAGUACGCCUGGAAAGAACUGCUCACCCGUUCACGACAAUCGGGGAAGUUGAUGACGGAGUGGGAGCAGGGCGUCUCAAAAGCUGACAACAAACCCGAAUUGGUCGAUAUGGCCCCUGCGUUGUCUGCAUUCAUGGCCAUUAAGGACGAAGAAGAAAUGACAUGCAUCCGUACGGCGGCUAAUCUCACUUCUACCUUGCUCGUUCACCACAUCGUGUUAAAACUGGAGAUGAUAUUGGACAAGGAAGCUAAGAUAACUCAUGAACAAUUUGCUACUCAGAUAGAGGCGCGACUUGGGUCGGGUGAAGGUGAAGUUGCCAAAGGACCUGAUAUGAAGGUGUGGAGUAAAGGGCAGGGCCUCAAUGAUGUUGACUGGGCAUCGACGGAGAUCUGCUACUCUCCCAUCAUUCAGUCGCGGUCAACAACCACUAGUUAUGAUUUGCGAUCGACUGCGGAAUCAUCUUCGGACACUAUCGCACACAAAGGCGUCUUCCUAAUUGCCGUUGGUAUGCGAUACAAGGGUUACUGUGCCAAUCUUGGGCGCAGUAUUAUUGUUGACCCCUCGAAGGAACAAGAAGCCAUUUACAACUUACUGUUGUCGAUGCAGAGCGAGAUGCUGAAGGAAAUCAAGGAUGGCGUCAGCGCACGUGAAGUGUAUCAAUGGGCAUUGGACAUCGUGAAAAAGGAAAAGCCAGAGCUUGAGAAGAACUUUGUCAAGAAUGCUGGGUUUGGAACCGGCGUUGAGUUCCAUGAUUCCGCGUAUUUGCUUUCUUCUAAAAACUCCAAGCGCCCGAAGACGGAUAUGGUUUUAAACCUGUCUCUUGGCUUCUCCGACUUGCUUGAUGACAACGGCAAGAAAUACGCCCUCCAUAUAGUUGACACUAUUCGCGUUGGCGCUGACAGAUCAACUCUUUUGACUGAAGGCGCCAAAUCCACCAAAGACACGCUCUUCUUCCUAAAUCCUGAAAAUGAAAUUGAGGUGGAAGAAGAUAAGCCGUCCAAACCCAGUAAGAAGGCUCCUGUGAAGCCUCUGGUAAACGGUUCCCCCGUCAAGAACAAGACAGUUGGUGGGAAGGUGUUGCGAAACAAGACGCGUAGCGCUGCCCAGGAGGAAGUUUUAAUGACUGCAGCGGCCAAGAUCAAGGAACAUCAGCAACAGCUGCAUGAAGGUCUCCAGUCUGCUGGAUUGGCGAAGUACUCUGAAGGUGCUAGCGGUGGCGGUGAAAAGGAGGGUAAAACCUGGAAGCGUUUCCAAAGUUAUAAGGGUGAAAGCGCACUGCCACGAGAAGUUGAAAACCGCAAAGCUCAAACGAUUGUGCUGCCCGUGCACGGAUUCGCUGUACCUUUCCACAUCAACACUAUCAAGAAUGCGAGCAAAAAUGACGAAGGGGAUUACACGUACCUCCGCAUCAACUUCCAGACUCCUGGUCAGCUCGCCGGGAAGAAAGAUGACACGGUAUUGCCAAAUAGCCUUUUGAAGACCCUGACUCUACUUUCAUUCGUUCGGUCAAGUGAUGGCCAUCGUUUCGAUACUAUUUCCAAACAAAUCACAGACCUAAAGAAAGAGGUCAACAAGCGCGAGCAGCAGAAGAAGGAAAUGGCUGACGUUAUCGAGCAAGAUGUCCUGCUCGAAAUCAAAGGUAGACGUGCGCACAAGCUUCCUGAAGUGUUCGUCCGCCCCGCCCUUGAUGGUAAACGGUUACCCGGUGAGGUUGAGAUCCACCUCGGCAAAUAG
Suillus fuscotomentosus is the source of this 1926-nucleotide messenger RNA. RefSeq names its product FACT complex subunit-domain-containing protein. The transcript has 9 exons. Gene Ontology annotation, molecular function: nucleosome binding. NCBI's taxonomy places the organism in Eukaryota, Fungi, Basidiomycota, Agaricomycetes, Boletales, Suillaceae. Gene Ontology annotation, cellular component: FACT complex. The record is from RefSeq and is a predicted model, not a curated record. Bases 1 to 1926 code for a protein of 641 amino acids. Gene Ontology annotation, biological process: transcription elongation by RNA polymerase II; positive regulation of transcription elongation by RNA polymerase II.